AAACUUGCCACUUGCCUCACUUGCCACUCGGAGAGUAAACAGAAGCAGUUACUAUUGAUUUUUUUUUAAUUUUCUACCCGACGUGACUGCUGCAUUUAAGUUCAAUACAAAUUAAUUUUUUUACACCGAAUAUUUAAAUUAUUGCAGAAGUGUACUAAAUCGAAAAUGAUCCGUUUUAUUUUAAUACAAAACCGAGCGGGCAAGACCAGACUUGCGAAAUGGUACAUGAAUUUUGACGAUGACGAAAAACAGAAGCUUAUCGAAGAAGUACACGCCGUGGUAACUGUAAGGGAUGCAAAACACACAAACUUCGUCGAAUUUAGAAAUUUCAAGAUAAUCUACAGGAGAUACGCUGGCCUCUACUUUUGUAUUUGCGUCGAUGUAGGGGACAACAACCUGUGUUACUUGGAAGCUAUACACAAUUUUGUGGAGGUACUCAAUGAAUAUUUCCACAAUGUAUGCGAAUUAGAUCUGGUGUUCAACUUCUACAAAGUAUACACGGUGGUAGAUGAAAUGUUUUUGGCCGGCGAAAUCAGGGAGACGAGCCAAACCAAAGUAUUGAAGCAAUUACUCAUGUUAAGUUCUUUAGAAUAGGCUACCUUAUAAAUUAUUUGUCUACUAUAUGAGUAAACAUUUGUACUAUUUAUUCCAUGAUAAUGUAUUCAUAAUUUUUUAUUUAUUAUAAAUCAUUAUUUUUAUUUAUUUAAAAUCAUUAUGUAAAAAUAAAAAGCUACUAUAGUUACAAUUCCUAUAUUAUACAUUUAUAGAUAAUAUACCAUACCGAGUUUAUUGUUCAAACAUUUUAGUGAUAAGAGAUAAUGUGACAUUACAGAAUAAUGAUCAAUGUCCCUCUGGGCCAGAGUAAAAAAAACUUAAAUUAGAUAAUUAAUGUCCUGUAUAUUUAUUAUUUUUAAGUAUAAAAUAAAUGGAUAGUUAUAAAUUAUUGAA
Adelges cooleyi (spruce gall adelgid) is the source of this 948-nucleotide messenger RNA. It is a transcript of the gene AP-2sigma, whose product is annotated as AP-2 complex subunit sigma. The transcript has a single exon. Gene Ontology annotation, cellular component: intracellular membrane-bounded organelle; membrane coat; AP-2 adaptor complex. The coding region runs from base 166 to 594 and encodes 142 amino acids. Gene Ontology annotation, molecular function: clathrin-cargo adaptor activity. NCBI's taxonomy places the organism in Eukaryota, Metazoa, Arthropoda, Insecta, Hemiptera, Adelgidae. Gene Ontology annotation, biological process: clathrin-dependent endocytosis; intracellular protein transport. The record is from RefSeq and is a predicted model, not a curated record.